Messenger RNA from Impatiens glandulifera, 677 nucleotides. Its product is annotated as 60S ribosomal protein L26-1-like. Bases 60 to 500 code for a protein of 146 amino acids. Lineage: Eukaryota; Viridiplantae; Streptophyta; Magnoliopsida; Ericales; Balsaminaceae. The transcript has a single exon. The record is from RefSeq and is a predicted model, not a curated record. Gene Ontology annotation, biological process: ribosomal large subunit biogenesis; cytoplasmic translation. Gene Ontology annotation, cellular component: cytosolic large ribosomal subunit; ribosome. Gene Ontology annotation, molecular function: RNA binding; structural constituent of ribosome.
UUUCAGUCUUCGUUAUCUUAUUGAAGCAUUUCGCCUACGAUUUUGACAGAGACUGAAAAAUGAAGUACAACCCUAGAGUUACUAGCUCUCGCCGGAAGAACAGGAAGGCCCAUUUCACGGCGCCUUCCAGCGUCCGAAGGGUCCUGAUGAGCGCACCGCUAUCAUCAGACCUCAGGACGAAGUACAACGUCCGAUCUAUGCCCGUUCGUAAGGAUGACGAGGUUCAAAUCGUUAGAGGAACAUUCAAGGGUCGAGAGGGAAAGAUCGUGCAGGUUUACCGGAGGAAAUGGGUUAUCCACAUCGAAAGAAUCACAAGGGAGAAGGUAAACGGAUCGACUGUUAACGUUGGUAUCAAUCCGUCCAAGGUUCUCAUCACUAAGCUCCGCCUCGACAAGGACCGUAAGUCUCUUCUUGACCGCAAGGCAAAGGGUCGCGCUGCUGCUGAUAAGGACAAGGGCACCAAGUUCACAGCUGAAGAUGUCAUGCAGAACAUUGACUAAAUUUGACCUUCCGGUUGAGGUUCUUUCUUCUAGCUUGUUUAUUUUUUAUCUCAAAAUUAGCAGAAACCCUAAUGAGUCUUUGAUUUUAUUUUUGUUAUUUUGAUAAGAAACGACUGUACUUUCAGAUUUUGGGUUCAUUUGUCUCAGAGUUUUUAUAUUUCAUAUAUGUUUCUUACU